UUUCCCCUUCCAGAAAGCCCGAGCUGGAUCCGGUUCACGUUUGGCCCAAAUCCGCUCUUUGGCUCAAGGGAGGAGCGAGGCUAGCAGGUCUGACUGGCUUUGGGGCUUCGAUGGCUGCACGGUGAGAAGAGAAAGAGGAAAGAAUCCACACGCGUUUUAGCCCCCACGUUCCCCCUGCAUCACUUUCCCUGUUGCUCAGCCUGCCCUCUUCUCACCAUGUUUUUAACGGCAACACUCAGCGCCUUGUUUCUCCUGGGAGGCCUGCCCUCUGGGGCCACAGGGUCUCACGGCCACAUCUCUGUGAUCCUCCUUGGCGCCACAGGAGACCUAGCCAAGAAGUACCUGUGGCAGGGACUGUUCCAGCUCUACCUGGACGAAGUGAGCCAUGGACACACCUUCACAUUCUAUGGGGCUGCUCAGGCAGAGCACGAGAGAGGCCAGAAGUUGAUGUUCGAUCGGCUGAAGAAACUGACGUGUCCGUCAGACGUGUCUCCGAACCGGUGCGCCAUGGUGAAGGACCAGUUCCUCAGACUGACGCAGUAUCACCAGCUUAAAACAGCAGAGGACUACGCCAUGCUCAGCAGGGAUAUUGCUACUCUGCUCAGCCAGGAAGACUUGGAGGAAGCGGGCAGGAUUUUCUACUUCUCUGUACCCCCUUUUGCCUACGCAGAGAUUGCCCGCCACAUCAACAGCAGCUGCAGGCCACGUCCUGGGGCAUGGCUACGUGUGGUCCUGGAGAAACCGUUUGGCCACGAUCUCAAGUCUGCCCAGCAGUUGGCUGAUGAGAUGAAGACCUUUUUCCAGGAAGAGGAGAUGUACCGGGUGGACCACUACCUUGGCAAGCAGGCUGUGGCCCACAUCUUGCCCUUCCGAGACCAGAACCGACGCUAUUUGGACCCGAUCUGGAACAGACAUCACAUCGAGAGGGUGGAAAUUGUUCUGAAGGAGACAGUAGAUGUGAAAAAUCGCACCAGCUUCUACGAAGAGUACGGGGUCAUUCGUGACGUCCAUCAAAACCACCUCACCGAAGCCUUGAUGUCUCUCGCCAUGGAGCUUCCGGCGAACGUCGGCAGCUCCGAAGAGGUUCUCCGAAGCAAACUGAGGACUUUCCAGUUGCUGCAAGGCCUGGAGAAAAGCUGCGCUGUGGUUGGGCAGUACAUGGACUACAACAGCCACGUGAGGGAGGAGCUUGAAAAAGGGCCGGACCAUUUCAGCCGAACGCCCACUUUUGCUGGAGUGCUGAUUCAUCUGGACAGCCUGCGCUGGGAAGGAGUGCCUUUUGUCCUCGUCUCAGGAAAAGUCCUGGACGAACGAGUCGGCUACAUCCGUCUCCUGUUCAAGAACCGGGCCUUCUGCACCCAGAACGAAACCAUGUGGAGCAGCGAGAACAGCCAAUGCAAACCCAGGCAGGUCAUUUUCUACAUUGGGCACGGGGAGCUGAAUUCCCCUGCUGUCCUGGUGAGCCGCAACCUGUUCAGACCCGACAUGCCCGAAGACAGCUGGAAGGAAGUGGUGGAUCGCCCUUGGCUGCGUCUCUUUGGACAGCCCCUCUCUGAUUAUUACACCUACAUCCCCAUCCAGGAGAGAGACCCUUAUUCCGUCCUCCUCUCUAGGAUCUACCAUGGUAAGAAGGACUCCUUCAUCACCACCGAGAACCUGCUGGCAUCUUGGGAAUUUUGGAGCCCAUUGCUGGACAGUUUAGCUGGGGAAGUGCCUCGUUUGUACCCUGGAGGCCGACAAAACGAACACCUCCUGGAUUUUGAGAUGGCAGGCAGAGAACUGUCCUUUGCAGUGAAGGAGGCGCUAGAGGUGAUGCAGGCUAAGGAGGAGCAAACACCAGAUCAGUACAAGACCCUCCAGUCCAGAUUCCGGCAAAACCAACUGGUUACUGCUUGGCCGGAAGAACUGAUCAGCCGCCUGGCAUCUGACAUAGAAGCGGCAGCCGCCAGUGCCGUAGAGAGAUCUGGCGAGUUCCACCUGGCGCUUUCCGGUGGAUCGAGCCCUCUGGCUCUGUUCAGGCAGCUAGCUGUACAUCACUACAAUUUCCCUUGGAAGCAUGCCCACUUGUGGCUGGUGGAUGAACGCUGUGUCCCUCUCACUGACCCAGAAUCCAAUUUCAGGAACCUGCAUGACCACCUUAUCCAACACGUCCGAGUCCCCUACUACAACGUCCACCCAAUGCCGGUACACCUCAACCGGCGACUCUGUGUGGAGGAGGACAAGGGCCCGGAGCUGUACGCCAACGAGAUUGCGGCCUUGGUGACGAACGGCAGUUUUGACCUCGUCCUCCUUGGGGUGGGGGUUGACGGGCACACGGCUUCAUUGUUCCCGCACUCCCCCGUGGGCCUCGAGGGGAGCCAAGAUGUCGUGUUCACCGAGAGCCCCUUCAAACCUCACCAGCGGAUGACUCUCAGCUUGCCGCUCAUCAACAAAGCCAAGCAAGUGUCCGUGCUGGUGAUGGGGAAAAGAAAACACGAUAUUGUGACCCUGAUUAGCAGGGCGGGACACGAGCCCAAGAAAUGGCCCAUUUCUGGGGUCAGUCCCCGUUCUGGCCACAUAGCAUGGUAUGUGGACUAUGAAGCUUUAUUCAGAUGAUCUGUAGUGCUAUCCACCGCCUCCUCUUCUGUCGUUUAGGAUCUCUUGUGGUUAUAACAGCUGCUUCUCUAGAAUUCUAGAGGGGGCUUGUUUCGUGGGUGAGAUUAAGAGAUUCAGUGCCUAUUAACGACAGAAGCACAGGUGUUUUUUAAAUGUAUCAGAACAUGUGCCCUCUUUGCAAGUACGGUUUCCUACAGGGCCCAACCAGAUCUUUCCCCUCACCCCCCUCCCCAGUUUAGAAGGUGAUAAUUGCCUUCCUUGGCAUUUGAGUCUCUCCAGCAUCCAUAAUUUAGGAUUCUACUGUCACUGCACAUGGAGGUUCCAUUUAUCGAUCCCCAACAGACCUUCCUUUUCCUGUGAUUUUGUCUAAUCCUUUUGUUGAAGCCAUUAUAAGUGGCCCUCCAUGGCCAUAUCUUGUGGCAGAGCGUUCCAGUGGCCAGUGCUGGUGAGUAGGAGGAGCUAAGUGCCAAAAGACAUUUUCCAAUUCCUUCUGCCAUGUUCACCUUCACCACUGUGUGCCUCUGUUUUUCCUCUCCUCUACAGAGAGAGGAUUUGACCUACCUCGCAGGAACAGCCCAGAACCCUUUUGGAUGACUGAAUUAUGAGGAAAGGUUGAUAAAUUUGUGGAGAAUUUAUCCUUGGUCUUUGGCUCAAGGUCCUUGCGGUAGCUCGGGUUGUAUGUAUGCACUGUGGGGGAAGAACCCCAAAAUCUUGAAGGUUGCGCAAAAAUGCAAAAUUUGUGCAUUUUAAUUUGCAAAACUUAUGGCUUCUACUGCUUAGACCUGCCUUGGGCCUUCUGGAGUCACUCUGGGUGUUUCCCCCUGCUCAAGUGGAGGGUUAAAACAUCAGACAUCUUUGUGAUCCCUUCUCUUAGAGCAUAUGCUUGGGAGGAAGCCCUCCUGAGUUCAGUGGGGCUUACUCCUGAGAAAAUGAGCAACCCAGUAGCCUGAGCUGAUGCAUUCCUAACCUUGCCCUGAGCCUACUUGUUUCAGGUCAGUAAUGUGAGAAGGUGCUCUUUGUUGGGGUAAAAAGGCAUUUUCUCACAUUGGGUUUUUUGCAAGAGGGGCUAGGUCAUGCCACAAGGUGGAGCUAUUUCCUAGGAAUUAGGAUACUUCGGUGCAGAAUUCUCACGAAUGGUACGAUACAAAAACCUUUAUUAGGCAUUAAACCAAUAAUUCCAAUAUGAUUUCUAUUGGGGUUUUAUGUAGUUCAGGAGCCUUCAGAGUUCCCUUGUGUCUUUUAGAUGAUGCCCUGGGAAAUCCAGGGAAGCUUUUCCCAUUUCCCUUGCAGAGAAGAUGAUAGAGGACACGCUUGCUUCCCCACUACCAUCUUCCCAUAAAAUGGAGGGGGGGGACUGCAAGGUGUGUCCUAGGUCACUUUCUUCAUAAUGCAUCUGAGAAUCUCAUGCAAGAUGCCGGGUCUCCCACUGCAGAUUUGCAGAGGGGCUCUUGUCAGAUGAGUCGCUCUUGAAGUGGCUUCAUUGCAGCUAGAAAGUGUGAAAGAUCAGACCAAUGGGAAUACACCAGAGGCUGAUUUGUGCAAGUACAUCCUGAAUAUUCAGCCCAAUGGGAAUACACCAGGGGCUGAUUUGUGCAGGCACAUCCAUCGCUUGAUGGGCUAACACAUCAAGCAGCCACACACACAAGUGAGGAAGACACUGUAGCUAGAGCAUUGAAAACAGAACUUUGCAAAAACUUUGCUCUGCUGUCCCAUGAGACAUGGGUGUCUGCCACCAGCUGGAGGGUUUGAUAUGUUGCAGAGUGCCUUGGAGAUCAUUGGGUGGAAAAGUGGGGCAUAAAUCUUUAAAGUCAGUGCUGCAGUGAUUCCCAAACUUACAAAAAACUAGAAGGCACAUUUUACCCAUUAAACCUCAUGUGGUUUCCUUUUAGUGAAACGUGUAGCCUCCUCUUGGGGUGGGUCAUUGAGUUGACUCUCAGCACUGAUAAUGAUUGAAUGAUAAAAUUGCACUUGGCUUACAAAUGUAAUGAAAUUAUCCAUUCCCCAAUGGAGACUGAUUAGGAGUCAAGGUCAGAGCAGUAGAUCGUACAGAGGUACAGCGAGCACCCUCCUCCUUCCUUACUACUUACUUCUUACACAACAUAGUUGGGAACCGCUGCUCCGGUAUACACAAUGCGUGCCUUUACUUAAAUACUGCCAACCCUUCAGGGGUCUCUGAAAAGGAUGCUAACUUAUUCCUGACUUUCUGUGCCCGCCCACCCGUAGUUUAAUUCUGCUGAUACUUUUAAACAAAUGAAAAGCGUCAUCAACGUCAGCCCAGAGGAAUCAGCAUUUUAAGUGUUUUUAUGUGCCUUUUUAAAUUCAGACACUGGAAAUAUGUUUUUAUUUUUAUGAAUUGUAAGUAAUAAUAAGCUCUUGUGCCAAAAAAUUGAUACAUGUUGAUUUUUUGUAGAGAGGGCUGUGAGCUCUCUUUUGCUCAAAAGGGAAAAAAAGUGUAUUGUGUUGGUGACUGA
This is a messenger RNA of Eublepharis macularius, 5066 nucleotides long. It is a transcript of the gene H6PD, whose product is annotated as hexose-6-phosphate dehydrogenase/glucose 1-dehydrogenase. NCBI's taxonomy places the organism in Eukaryota, Metazoa, Chordata, Lepidosauria, Squamata, Eublepharidae. The transcript is spliced from 6 exons. Bases 217 to 2595 code for a protein of 792 amino acids. Gene Ontology annotation, cellular component: endoplasmic reticulum. Gene Ontology annotation, molecular function: NADP binding; 6-phosphogluconolactonase activity; glucose-6-phosphate dehydrogenase activity. The record is from RefSeq and is a predicted model, not a curated record. Gene Ontology annotation, biological process: glucose metabolic process; pentose-phosphate shunt; pentose-phosphate shunt, oxidative branch.